GGAGGGCAGGGGAUGGACCCUAGACGGAGGGAGGGCUCGGAGGUCCAGUCUGGCUCUCCGUUUGUCCAUGCUUGUGUUGGUUCCAUAACCCCUUGCUGCGAGAGGCUAAUGUACUGAAUCGAGGCAGUUGGGGGGCUCCAGGGGAUCUGCAAUCAAGCCUCCGAAUCCAGAGAUUCGGCACCAGUCGUCAGUACCCGUACUCCAGAGGCUAGUAGGCUCAGUGGCCUGCUAGUAGGCCUCAGUGUUUUGAUUCAAGCCUUAGCAUAUGCAGAUAGUUUUAAGGAUUCAAAUUCACCUAGAGAUGCUAGGAUUGGGGCUCAUCAAAUGCAGAUUUAAUGUUAGUUCAGUGCUUGAGGAUCAUGCUUAGAAUUGAAGUUAAAUAUCCAGAGUUCACUUAGGGUUUGUGGUUCCAUAUUCACACCUGGGAUUUGAAGCUGAACAUCAGGAAAUGCAGCAAUUUGAGAUUUCAGUUUUCUUGAGGUUUGAGGUCAGAGAAGGGGGUCCAUUUCGUUCCAGAAUUUAGAGUUUGUUCAUGGCCAAAGGGAAGUCUUAGAGAUCAAAGCAUGAGGUUUAGGUAGCAAUCUCCCAUCAUGCUCAAAGCUGUGAUCCUCAUUGGAGGCCCUCAAAAGGGGACUCGCUUCAGACCUUUGUCUUUUGAGGUGCCCAAACCACUGUUUCCUGUGGCAGGUGUCCCUAUGAUCCAGCACCAUAUAGAAGCCUGUGCUCAGGUCCCUGGAAUGCAGGAAAUUCUGCUCAUUGGCUUCUACCAGCCUGAUGAGGCCCUUACCCAGUUCCUAGAAGCUGCCCAGCAGGAGUUUAACCUUCCAGUCAGGUACCUGCAGGAGUUUGCCCCUCUUGGCACAGGGGGUGGUCUCUAUCAUUUUCGGGACCAGAUCCUUGCUGGGGCACCUGAGGCGUUCUUCGUGCUCAAUGCUGAUGUCUGCUCUGACUUCCCCCUGAGUGCUAUGUUGGAUACUCACAGACGCCAUCGCCAUCCUUUCUUACUCCUUGGCACUACAGCUAACAGGACGCAGUCCCUCAACUAUGGCUGCAUUGUUGAGAAUCCACAGACUCAUGAGGUCCUACAUUAUGUGGAGAAACCCAGCACCUUUAUUAGUGACAUCAUCAACUGUGGCAUCUACCUCUUCUCCCCAGAAGCCCUGAAGCCUCUUCGGGAUGUUUUCCAGCGUAAUCAGCAGGAUGGGCAACUGGAGGAAUCUCCAGGCUCAUGGCCUGGGGCAGGGACCAUCCGCCUGGAGCAAGAUGUGUUCUCAGCCCUUGCUGGGCAAGGCCAAAUCUAUGUGCACCUCACUGAUGGUAUCUGGAGCCAGAUCAAGUCUGCAGGCUCAGCCCUCUAUGCCUCCCGUCUCUAUCUGGGUCGAUACCAGAUCACUCACCCAGAACGGCUAGCCAAGCACACUCCAGGGGGUCCACGAAUCCGAGGAAAUGUUUACAUCCACCCAACUGCUAAAGUGGCCCCAUCAGCUGUGCUGGGCCCCAAUGUCUCCAUUGGGAAGGGGGUGACUGUAGGUGAGGGGGUGCGGCUACGAGAGAGCAUUGUCCUCCACGGAGCCACACUGCAGGAGCAUACCUGUGUUCUACACAGCAUCGUGGGCUGGGGGAGCACUGUGGGGCGCUGGGCCCGUGUAGAAGGGACCCCAAAUGACCCCAACCCCAACGACCCUCGAGCUCGCAUGGACAGUGAGAGUCUCUUCAAGGAUGGAAAGCUACUUCCUGCCAUCACUAUCCUGGGCUGCCGUGUCCGGAUCCCUGCUGAAGUGCUUAUCCUGAACUCGAUUGUUCUGCCACACAAGGAGCUGAGCCGCAGCUUCACCAACCAGAUCAUCCUGUGAGGAGGCUACCAAAACACCCAGGACUCCUGCCUACUCUCCUUUGGUCUGCUGCCUGCUUGGCCAGGUCUAUCCAGAAAGGACUCAAGGAAGCCAGACAGAAUCUUCCCAUGUGGGGAGCCAUGUGGGUGGCCAGGGAUGCCUGAUCUCCCUCCCCAUUCCCAAAUAAACCCCUGUGAACCUUGGA
Molecule: messenger RNA, 2037 nt
Organism: Nannospalax galili (Upper Galilee mountains blind mole rat)
Lineage: Eukaryota; Metazoa; Chordata; Mammalia; Rodentia; Spalacidae
Gene: Gmppa
Product: GDP-mannose pyrophosphorylase A
Exons: 13
Coding region: 591-1853 (420 amino acids)
Biological process (GO): biosynthetic process
Cellular component (GO): cytoplasm
Molecular function (GO): transferase activity
Source: RefSeq, a predicted model, not a curated record